AUGGAGCCGCUGACCAUCAAAUCGACCUACCAACUGAAUACUGGCUAUGAGAUUCCAGCUCUUGGAUUUGGAGUAUAUCAGACGCCAGCAGACGAAGCAGAGAAGGUUGUAGCGCAUGCUCUAAAAAUUGGGAUUCGCCAGAUCGAUUCGGCACCAAUCUAUGAGAACGAAGCACCUUGUGGCGCCGCCAUCAGAAAAAGCGGCAUCCCGCGUGAUCAAAUCUUUUAUGUCUCCAAAGUGUGGCCGAACAGAAUGAGCUACGAGAACGCGAAAAAAGACGUCGACACGACGCUGGCCACUGCCGGUCUGAACUACGUCGACUUGUACAUCAUCCACGCACCGUACGGAGGCAAGGAAGCUCGAUGUGGCGCGUGGAAAGCCCUUGUCGAGGCUCAGAAGGCUGGAAAAGUCCGCUCGAUCGGAGUCUCCAACUAUGGCGUCCACCAUCUUGAAGAGCUGAAGGCAUACAUUGCACAGCUUGAGAAGGAAGGGGGAGAGGGCGCCGGCGGCAAGAUCAGUGUUGGGCAAUGGGAGCUUCACCCGUGGCUUGCCAGACCAGACAUUACUGAGUGGUGCAGACAGAACGGCGUGCUAUGCCAGGCGUACAGUCCUCUCGCACGCGGUCAGCGCAUGGAAGAGCCUGUUCUUCAUAAACUCGGCGAGAAGUACAACAAGUCCCCCGCGCAGAUUCUGGUACGCUGGAGCUUGCAGAAGGGCUUCUCUCCACUACCGAAGUCGGUGUCGAUCAAGCGGAUCGAAGAGAAUGCAGAUGUUUUUGAUUUUGAAUUGACGGACGAGGAUAUGGCGGAAUUGGAUCUGAAGGACGUAUAUGCUCCGUCGACCUGGGAUCCCACCACUUCCCACGACUAG
This is a messenger RNA of Fonsecaea erecta, 870 nucleotides long. RefSeq lists its product as hypothetical. Bases 1 to 870 code for a protein of 289 amino acids. Gene Ontology annotation, molecular function: oxidoreductase activity. Lineage: Eukaryota; Fungi; Ascomycota; Eurotiomycetes; Chaetothyriales; Herpotrichiellaceae. The record is from RefSeq and is a predicted model, not a curated record. The transcript is spliced from 6 exons.